CUAAUCCUAGCGAAGAAGAAGUCAGUCAGAACAGACCUUCUGUGUACGACACGUGGGUUCACUCAUUCCCAUGGACCUCCGCUGGCCUUGACCUGCCUUUGGUCAGGAACUUUGGCUCCGGAAGUGAUUACUCGACCCUCCUGCAGUUCGUUGGCAUCACGUCGGUGGACAUCAGCUACAUGUAUGACCCGAAUAAGUAUCCGAUCGCUUUCUAUCCUCUGUACCACACAGAGUACGAGACAUUCGAUGCAGUGAAGAGGCUGAUAGACCCGGACUUCAGGUAUCACCGGUCCGUGGGUCAGGUGGCAGUUGAAAUUGUUCGUUUACUGGCCGACUCUCUCAUCAUUCCCUUCAACAUCUCGGACUACGCCUGGGGGCUAGAAAUGAACAGACAGAAGCUGGACAAAGGGUUUGGGUCACGACUGCAACAAAUUGUCUCUAACUACCCGGACUUGCAGAAAGUCAUAGAAGGUUUUAAGAAGGAUGUACAGACGUUUGAAAGAACCGUAUCGCAAAUAGACAGAAAGUAACAUUUGAUAUUCGCCGAAAGCAUCAACGACGCAUACGCCGGAAACAGUUUCCCAGGGCUGGUGGACCUCCUGUUUGACAUCGACAAACUGCAGGCAGACAGACUGGCAGAGCGCUGGAAGGAGAUACAACAUCAUUUCUCCGUUCUUCUCAACGCUAUACAGGCCGCGGGCUACACACUACGGGACGUCACCGAAUUCUUGGAGGAAACCUACUGAUCACCAUUUUGGAGCUUCUUGGCACGGUGCAGACCACGUGACACAAUGCAGCAUAUUUGCCGCCCACACCACCAGCACUACUACCAGACUACACUAUGUAGUCCGACGUUUGCUUAUAUGAUUGUGAAAUGUUAAAUAAUGCAAAAUAAAAGCAAU
Molecule: messenger RNA, 902 nt
Organism: Pomacea canaliculata
Lineage: Eukaryota; Metazoa; Mollusca; Gastropoda; Architaenioglossa; Ampullariidae
Product: N-acetylated-alpha-linked acidic dipeptidase-like protein
Exons: 6
Coding region: 180-530 (116 amino acids)
Molecular function (GO): carboxypeptidase activity
Source: RefSeq, a predicted model, not a curated record